This is a messenger RNA of Sorex fumeus (smoky shrew), 3331 nucleotides long. It is a transcript of the gene REST, whose product is annotated as RE1 silencing transcription factor. Gene Ontology annotation, biological process: regulation of gene expression. NCBI's taxonomy places the organism in Eukaryota, Metazoa, Chordata, Mammalia, Eulipotyphla, Soricidae. The record is from RefSeq and is a predicted model, not a curated record. Gene Ontology annotation, cellular component: nucleus. The coding region runs from base 348 to 3200 and encodes 950 amino acids. The transcript is spliced from 4 exons.
GCGGCGGCGCGGGCCGGGCCGGGUGCGCGGCGCAACCUCCUGUGCUGGAAUGUGUGGCUGCCGUGAGCUCGCAGCCCAGCAGCAGAGCCAGCGCCGCCGAGGCCCCGGGACCCAGACCCCGGCGUCGGCGGCGGCCGGGACGGCCCCGCGAGGACCGGCGGCCUGAGCCCUCUCCCCGGCACCGCUCCUGGGCCUGUCCGGGCCUCUCCGGCCCCUGCGCCUAACUUUUCCCCCCUCCCCCCUUCCCCUCCCCCGAAACUCCAGCAACAAAGAAAAGUAGUCGGAGAAGGAGCGGCGCCUCGGGGCCGUCCGUGCGUGCUCGCGGAGGCCGGCCGAACACAGUAGUUAUGGCCACCCAGGUAAUGGGGCAGGCGUCUGGAGGAGGAGGGCUGUUCCCUGGCAGCGGCAACAUCGGCAUGGCCCUGUCUAACGACAUGUAUGACUUGCACGACCUCUCUAAAGCGGAACUAGCCGCCCCGCAGCUCAUCAUGCUGGCAAACGUGGCCCUCACUGGGGAAGUCAAUGGCAGCUGCUGUGAUUACCUGGUUGGCGAAGAAAGGCAGAUGGCCGAGUUGAUGCCUGUCGGGGAUAACAACUUCUCCGACAGUGAUGGGGAGGGACUGGAGGAGUCUCCUGAAAUAAAAGGUGAGCCCAGUGGACUGGGCAACGUGGAGCUUCAAAGUUUGGAACUCAGUGUGGUAGAACCGCAGCCUGUGUUUGAGGUGUCCGCCGCCCCAGAAGUUUACAGCGCAAGUAAAGAAGUCCCCCCGGAAGCACCUGGAGCAGAGGACAAGUGCAAGAACCUGAAGACCAAACCCUUCCGAUGUAAGCCGUGCCAGUAUGAAGCCGAAUCCGAGGAGCAGUUUGUGCAUCACAUCCGAGUUCAUAGUGCCAAGAAGUUUUUUGUGGAGGAGAGCGCAGAGAAGCAGGCAAAAGCAAGGGAGUCUGGCGCAUCCACAGGGGAAGAGGGGGAUUUCUCCAAGGGUCCCAUUCGCUGUGAUCGCUGUGGCUACAAUACCAAUCGAUACGAUCACUACACUGCUCACUUAAAACACCACACGAGAGCCGGGGAUAAUGAGCGAGUGUACAAGUGCAUCAUCUGCACCUACACCACAGUAAGCGAGUAUCACUGGAGGAAGCACUUGAGAAACCAUUUUCCAAGGAAAGUGUACACAUGUGGAAAAUGCAACUACUUUUCAGACAGAAAGAACAAUUAUGUUCAACAUGUUCGAACGCACACAGGAGAACGCCCAUAUAAAUGUGAACUGUGUCAUUAUUCAAGUUCUCAGAAGACUCAUCUAACUAGACAUAUGCGUACUCAUUCAGGUGAGAAGCCAUUUAAAUGUGAUCAGUGCAGUUAUGUGGCCUCUAAUCAGCAUGAAGUAACCCGCCAUGCGAGACAGGUUCACAAUGGCCCUAAACCUCUUAACUGCCCGCACUGUGACUACAAAACAGCAGAUAGAAGUAACUUCAAAAAACACGUAGAGCUGCAUGUGAAUCCACGGCAGUUCAACUGCCCUGUCUGCGACUAUGCAGCUUCCAAGAAGUGUAAUCUGCAGUAUCACUUCAAGUCCAAGCAUCCUACCUGUCCCAACAAAACAAUGGAUGUCUCAAAAGUCAAACUCAAGAAAACCAAAAAGCGGGAGGCCGACUUGCCCAGUAACAACAACGCCCCCAGUGAGAAGCCAGAAACGGAGCAGGCAAAAAUAAAAGGGGAUGUGGCUGGGAAGAAAAAUGAGAAGUCUUUAAAAGCGGAGAAGAGGGAUGUCUCAAAAGAGAAAAAACCUGGUCACGCCCCGACCCAAGUGACCACGAGAACGCGCAAGUCGGCCCUGGAAGCGAAAGAGCCGGAGCCGCCUCCCAGGAGUCACCCAGAGAAAAGCUGCAAAACCAAGAAAAGCAAAAGGAAGCUGGAAGCCGAAGCCCAGCCCUGCCCCGAGCCAGCGCCCGAGCAGGAACCGGCCGUGAAGAAGAAGAAGAAGGCCGAAAGCAAACCCAAAAACAGCCAGGAAGCGCCAAAGGCUGCCGGCAAGGUGGAGGAGACGAAAAAGCCGAAAAGGAGCGCGAAGAAGAAGCCGCUGAAGGGCAAAUCCGGUAGGAAGGGCAGCAAGCCCGCUCCCAAGGGGCCCGCUCAGAAGGAGGCGGCGGAGUGGGAGCCGGAGCCGGAGCCGGAGCCGGUCCCGGCCCCGGCCCCGAGGGAGCCGGAGCCGUCUGCGCCGGAGCCGCCCGCGCUGCCCGCGGCACCCUUGGCACCGGCGCCCGCACAGCCGCCCGCGGAGGCGCCCAUGGACGGAGGGCAGGAUGCGCCUGCCCAGAUGGAGCCGCCGCCGCCACCACCGUCCACCGAGCCCGUUCCCAGAAAGUCGCCUCGCAAGGAGAGUAGGAAGGAGAAGCCGAGCGAGCCGAGUCAGAUGCCCCGGAAGGAGCAGGUCCUGGGGGAGGUGGGCUUGGUACCGGUGAAGGAGAGCGCUGCGGCCCCCCCAGCGCCCGACGGGCCCCGCCGGGAAGCCGAGGUCCAGGUCGCGCGAGAGCAGGAAGCCGAGGCUGAGGCCCAGAUCGCGCGAGAGCAGGAAGCCAGGCCGGAGGGCGCGCAGGGUCAGGGCACGCCGGGCGAGGUGCAGCCUGCCGCCCCCGCUGAGCCCCAGCCCCAGCCCGCUGCACCGCCCUCGGCGGUGCCCCACGCCCCGGUGCCCGCUGACGACCCGGAAGUGGAUGCCGACAUGGAAGUGGACGCCGUCGAGAGUCAGGCCCAGAAUGACCCGGCCAGUACGGCCCCCGCCCCGGAACCCGGCUCGCCGCCGACCCCGCCCCUGGAGAACGGGGAUGGCGCGGCCAAGCGGGCGGCCGCACCCCCGCCCGCCGCCGCCACCACGGGCGCCACCGACGCCCAGGAAAUGGACGAGGACGAGGGCAUCCACAGCCACGACGGCAGCGACCUCAGCGACAACAUGUCCGAGGGCAGCGACGACUCGGGCUUGAACGGGGCGCGGCCCGUGCCGCCCGACGCGAGUGAGAAAAGCGCCCCCGACGACGACGCUGACGCCGCUGCCGCCGGGCCGGGCAAGGGGGGCGCCGCGGGAGCGUUUGUGUGCAUCUUCUGCGACCGGUCCUUCCGGAAGGAGAAGGAUUACAGCAAACACCUCAAUCGCCACCUGGUCAAUGUGUACUUCCUAGAGAAAGCAGCUAAAGGGCAGGAGUGAUUACACUGUGGACCAGGCUUCCGCUCUUCCUCUGUAAGACCUCUUACAUUUUGUAUUCAUUUACUGUAGUAGACGACAACCUUUGGAUUUUCUCUCUCUUUUUUUUUUUAAAUAUCGCUCUCAUUAGUGUU